AUGCCCGCCUGGUCGAAGGAACACCCCCAGCCGCCAUGGUCCAAGGCGCAUGAGGUCAAGCUCGCACCCUCGCACGUCUACGACGGCGUGCGCAAGGAUGACAAGGGAACAGACACGGUGGCGAGGCAUGCUCCCCUCCGCCUGGUCGAGCAGCAUGGCGAGGUCGGACGACGCGCGGGCACGUAUGGCGUGCAUAUAGAAGACGACGAGACUGGUGUCGAGUUUUUGGGCGAGGUCGAUGGAGACUGGGAUGCAUCCCUAGCUGGAGACAGGAAGGUCAUCACCGUGCGCGACGUGAAGAAAGCGUCGAAGAACUACAAGGUCGCGCAUCCCAGGGCACACGCCUUCGCGCGCUACGUCCUCCCUGUCACCGAGUCUGAGAUCAAAGAGCAAGACUGGCCGGGAAAGAAGAAGGAAGAUGAGAAACCACCUUCGCCAUCUGGGUCUGCGUCUUCCAUCUCGUCCGGAACGAUGUCUUCCGAGUCGGGCUCGGGCUCGGGCUCCUCGUCUGACCACAGCUCAGGCAAGGAAGACAAGAACCGCAAGAACGGGGCGAAGGAUGAUAAAGAUGAGUCGAAGAACGUCGACGAGUCGGGCGAUGGGGAGGACAAGCCCAAGGAACCUGAGCUGACGGACGAGCAGCAGAGGUUCCUCGAGCGGCUCAUCGAGGAGAUGCGCACCAUAGACUCGUUCAAGAACAACCCAGGCCAGCCGAAGGGCGAACUGAAGCUCCUCGAUGGUGACGCUCUCGAGCAGCUCGAGAGUCGGCUGAGCAUCGAUGACCAGUACGUCUGCGUCUCCUAUACGCGCCCUGUCGACCUGAUGGUCCCCUUACUCCUCUAUUCAUCAGUGAUUGACAUGUGGUGCGCUAGGUUGCACUACGUUCGCAGCCACGGCGCAGUCCCGCAGCUCAGCUGGGAAACACACGAGCUCGAUGUGUACGCGGACCCGCCCGAGCUGAUGUUGAAGCCGAGGAAGUGGACGAUGGACGAGCUCGCGGAUGGCGACUUCAGGGUCAUCGAGAUACCCGUAACAUUUGGGUGCGACGGGAAUCGGAGGAAGGAGAUGAACAUGAUGAAGCGCACGACGGGGUUCAACUUCACCACUGCCGGCGUGUCGACCUGUCUCUGGCGGGGUGUACUGGUGCGCGACGUGCUCCUGGCAAGCGGCCUGCAGGACCAGCCGGAGCAUGAGAGAUGGUACCUGAACUUCGAAGGGGCUGACGAGCCGUCCGAGGGGCCGUAUGCGACGUCGAUCCCGCUUCUGCACGCGAUGAACCCUGCGCACGACGUCAUACUGGUGUUCGGGCAGAACGGGAGGGUGUUGCAUCCAGAUCAUGGCUAUCCGCUACGGACAAUUAUACCAGGCUUUGUGGGCGGUCGGCAGGUGAAGUGGCUCAAGAAGAUGUGGGUGACAAAAGAGUCGAACAGAUCGUACUAUCACAUUUGGGACAAUCGCGUGGUGCCGACUUUCAUCGACUCGAAGGAACACCCGCUCGCGACGGCUUUCUUUCACCACGAGGACACUGCAUGCUACGAACAGUGCCUGCAAUCGGCAAUCUUCAAACCCGCACAUGACGAGCGCAUCCCACUGUCGGACAAGGACGCCCUGUUGGGUACGUACACCGUCGAGGGCUACGCGUUCAGCAGCGGCGACCGUAUCGAGCGUGUUGAGCUCAGCCUGGACGGUGGGAAGACCUGGAAGUGGUGCUUCAAGCAUUUUCUCGAGGAGCCGCUCAGGCAUGGCGAGAAGUUUUGGGCUUGGAUCUUCUGGUCGUGCGAGCUUAAGCUACAGGAAAUGGUAAAUGCGCAGGAGAUCAUCGUAAGGGCGCAGGAUAGUAGAAAGAAUUACCAACCAGCGGAGAUUUCAUGGUACGACGAUGCGUGGAUCAUUCUGGAUAACAAGGUGUAUGAUGUGACGUCGGUUCUGUCAUGGCAUCCUGGUGGAGCCAACGCGAUCUUGGCUUACGCCGGGAAGGCCACCGUGGAUGUGACGAACGAGUACAAAGGCAUACACGACUCUUACGCGAACAGCAAGAAGGAUGAAUGCUUAAUCGGCGCUCUGUCCGAGGAGGGCAUCAAGGCGAUGGAAGAGGAUGCAAGGCGCGCGGCAAAGGAACUGGCGAAGGUGAAGGAGGAGCGUAAAGGGCUCGCCCUCCAACCUGACGUCUUCACUCGCGCAAAACUUGUGGAGCGCAAGGAAGUCUCCUCGGAUACGCGACUGUACGUAUUCGAACUGCCUCGCAAGGAGGACGGGAGCCCCGGCGUGCUCGGUUUGCCUGUCGGACAGCAUGUCCAAAUUGCAGUGCACUUCAAGGACCAAGCCGUGAUGCGUAGCUACACCCCGGUCCACCCGGUCCUCCCACAUGAAGAGGAUGGCACAAUCCACUUGCUCGUGAAGACUUACAUGCCUUCGGAGGGAGGCUCGUUCCCUCCUGGUGGUACUGUGUCCAAUUACUUGGACUGCAUGGAGGAUGACGAGGAGAUUGAUAUACGAGGGCCGACUGGCGGCAUCAAAUAUCUUGGACACGGCAAAUUCGAUAUUGAUGGAGAGGAGUAUCGUUUCGACAAGAUUAAUCUCGUCGGGGGUGGAAGCGGAUUGACGCCCCAUUGGCAGCUCAUCCACGCCAUCAUGUUUGACGACUCCGACAAGACCGUCGUCUCGUUUAUUGACAGCAACAGGACGUACGACGACAUUUUAAUGCGGGACGAGCUCCAGAAAUACGCCGAUGGAAAGCCUGAGAAGUUCAAGCUCUGGCACGUCUUGUCCAGCCCACCCAAAGAUAAGGAAUGGAAGUAUUCCGAAGGCAGACUGGAUCGGAAGAUGAUGGAGGAACAUUUCUAUGCUGCCGGGGAAGGCGUAGCCACGUUCCUGUGCGGGCCGCCUGCGAUGAUUGAGAAGGCUGCGUUGCCCGGACUGAAAGAGAUGGGUUUUGAAGAUGGGAAGACCGUAUUUGGCUAUUGAGAUCCUGAGCGUGGGCUGUAUUGAUAUAUGGUUCGGUUUGUACUAGACUCACUUGUAUAUAUUACAAGUGGUAGCGGAAUUCAAGAAAUGCGAAAUCUUCAUACAUGUCUUAGGCAAGUGCGAUACCAAGCUCGGCGGGAUGGAGUGAGACAACUCUGAAAUGUGAUGUUUCAUCUUGUAUAUUGGUCCUUCCCCCCUGACCGGUACCGUAUUGAAGACGCUAUAUCUCGUUCGUCGUAGUGGCAGGACGUCGUGAUCAUGGGUGUUUGUCAGUACACCAUAUCUUUAAUCUCGCUUCCGGCCUGUCCUUCAUGCUUG
Molecule: messenger RNA, 3282 nt
Organism: Fomitopsis serialis
Lineage: Eukaryota; Fungi; Basidiomycota; Agaricomycetes; Polyporales; Fomitopsidaceae
Exons: 21
Coding region: 1-2964 (987 amino acids)
Molecular function (GO): molybdenum ion binding; oxidoreductase activity
Source: RefSeq, a predicted model, not a curated record